UUUUUUUUAUUUUUUUUUAAAUAAUUAUUCUCAUAACUCACGGCUCACGGAGAAGAGAAAAUAAAGGACAGAGAGGCUACUCUCCACUCUAUUUUAGAAACCCUAUCAAAAAUCCAUCCAAACUUUAAAGAAAUUAUUAUUAUUACUAUUAGUGUUACUAUUAUUAUUAUUAUUGUUGUAAAAAUAUUAGUUAUUAAGAUUGAGAGAGAGAGAGAGGAUGCCGUCGUCGCACGGGGAUCUGGACCGUCAGAUCGAGCAGCUGAUGGAGUGCAAGCCUUUGGGAGAGGCGGAGGUGAAGACGCUGUGCGAUCAGGCGAGGGCGAUUCUGGUGGAGGAGUGGAACGUGCAGCCUGUGAAAUGUCCGGUCACCGUUUGUGGCGAUAUUCACGGCCAGUUCUACGAUCUCAUCGAGCUCUUUAGGAUAGGAGGGAAUGCACCUGAUACCAAUUAUCUCUUCAUGGGAGAUUACGUAGAUCGUGGGUACUAUUCAGUGGAGACGGUCACGCUCUUAGUGGCCUUGAAAGUUCGUUAUAGAGAUAGAAUUACAAUUCUUAGAGGAAACCAUGAGAGCAGGCAGAUUACUCAAGUGUAUGGUUUUUAUGAUGAGUGCUUGAGAAAAUAUGGAAAUGCUAAUGUCUGGAAGUAUUUCACUGACCUUUUUGAUUAUCUACCCCUUACAGCCCUCAUUGAGAGCCAGAUCUUCUGUUUGCACGGAGGACUUUCACCAUCUCUUGAUACGUUAGAUAACAUCCGAGCUUUAGACCGUACACAAGAGGUUCCACAUGAAGGGCCGAUGUGUGAUCUCUUGUGGUCAGAUCCAGAUGAUCGUUGUGGGUGGGGAAUAUCUCCUCGUGGUGCCGGAUAUACAUUUGGACAGGAUAUAGCUCAUCAGUUCAACCAUACCAAUGGACUCACUUUAAUUUCACGGGCACACCAGCUUGUCAUGGAAGGGUACAAUUGGUGUCAGGAAAAGAAUGUGGUUACUGUAUUUAGUGCCCCAAACUAUUGCUACCGCUGUGGUAACAUGGCUGCAAUUCUAGAGAUUGGAGAGAACAUGGACCAGAAUUUCCUUCAAUUUGACCCAGCACCCCGGCAGAUUGAACCCGACACCACUCGCAAGACCCCUGAUUAUUUUUUGUGAGGUUGAUCGACAACAUCAUUCUUUAGUUGGAGUUUGUGCUGCUGCUGCGACGAUGUUGAUAUGCUCAAGUCAUUGAAAGACUGUUAAGGCAUGAAUGGCCUCAAGUCUUGUAUAUUCUCAGAAGAAGAAAGCAGCAAUAACAUGGUAUAUCUUGUUCUGUAAUUUUACAAAUUCAAGUUAGAGUGCAGGUAUUUUUUGUGAGC
Molecule: messenger RNA, 1344 nt
Organism: Populus euphratica (Euphrates poplar)
Lineage: Eukaryota; Viridiplantae; Streptophyta; Magnoliopsida; Malpighiales; Salicaceae
Product: serine/threonine-protein phosphatase PP2A catalytic subunit
Exons: 7
Coding region: 218-1141 (307 amino acids)
Molecular function (GO): protein serine/threonine phosphatase activity
Source: RefSeq, a predicted model, not a curated record